Microtus ochrogaster (prairie vole) is the source of this 3126-nucleotide messenger RNA. RefSeq names its product tubulin folding cofactor D (gene Tbcd). Lineage: Eukaryota; Metazoa; Chordata; Mammalia; Rodentia; Cricetidae. The transcript is spliced from 29 exons. Gene Ontology annotation, cellular component: lateral plasma membrane. Bases 157 to 2679 code for a protein of 840 amino acids. Gene Ontology annotation, molecular function: beta-tubulin binding; GTPase activator activity. The record is from RefSeq and is a predicted model, not a curated record. Gene Ontology annotation, biological process: microtubule cytoskeleton organization; bicellular tight junction assembly; post-chaperonin tubulin folding pathway.
AGCUUGCCGAGUGCUGAGAUUACAGGCAUGUGUAACCCACGGCUGGCUAACGUUAAGAUUCUCAGCGCAAUUCGCACAGUGUAUGCUUUGGAGUAGAGUGCAGGAUUGGUGGAGUAGUUUGCAUACAAGAAGAGGACUAAGGUUUUGUGGGGGCUGAUGGUGUGUGUCCUGCUUCUUGCAGAGCAGCUGCUCACUGGGCUGAAGGACAAGGACACUGUGGUGCGGUGGUCUGCAGCCAAAGGGAUUGGUAGAAUGGCUGGAAGGCUUCCCAGAGAGCUGGCAGACGAUGUGGUGGGGUCUGUGUUGGACUGCUUCAGUUUUCAGGAGACCGAUAAGGCAUGGCAUGGUGGAUGUCUGGCAUUGGCGGAACUGGGGAGACGAGGCCUGUUGCUGCCAUCGAGACUCUCAGAAGUUGUCACAGUGAUCCUGAAGGCACUGACCUACGAUGAGAAGCGGGGCGCCUGCAGCGUGGGCGCCAACGUCAGGGAUGCCGCCUGCUACGUGUGCUGGGCUUUUGCACGCGCCUAUGAGCCUCAGGAGUUGACUCCUUUCGUGACUGCCAUUUCCAGUGCGCUGGUCAUUGCCGCCAUCUUUGACCGAAACGUGAACUGCAGAAGAGCUGCCUCUGCUGCCUUCCAGGAGAACGUGGGGAGACAGGGUACUUUCCCUCAUGGAAUUGAUAUUUUGACGACAGCAGACUAUUUUGCAGUUGGAAACAUAUCUAACUGUUUCCUUGUGAUAAGUGUGUUUAUUGCUGGCUUCCAAGAAUACACCAAGCCGAUGAUUGACCACUUGGUUUCCAUGAAAAUCAACCAUUGGGAUGGGGCCAUCCGAGAACUGUCUGCAAAAGCGCUGCACAACCUGACCCCACAAGUACCUGAGUACAUGGCCUCUCAUGUCUUCCCGGCACUGUUGUUGAUGACACUGAGCUCAGAUCUACACACCAGACAUGGUGCCAUCCUCUCCUGCGCAGAGAUCACCUAUGCCCUGUACAAGCUGGUUUCACAGAGCAACAGGCCUGUCACAGACUAUCUGGAUGAGAAGGCAGUGCAGAGCCUGAAGCAGAUCCACCAGCAGCUUUAUGAUCGGCAUCUCUAUAGGGGUCUGGGAGGAGAGCUUAUGAGACAAGCAGUGUGCAUUUUAAUAAAGAACUUGUCACUUUCCAGAAUGCCCUUUAAAGGUGACACCGUUAUUGAUGGUUGGCAGUGGCUGAUAGAUGACACUCUUAGAAGUCUUCACCUUGUUUCCAGCCAUUCCCGACAGCAGAUCAAGGAGGCAGCUGUCUCGGCCCUGGCCGCCCUCUGCAAUGAAUACUACAUGAAGGAGGCUGGGGAGACAGAUGUUACCAUUGAGAGGGAACUGAUUCCACAGUACCUUGCUGAGCUCCAGAGCCCAGAGGAGAUGACCCGCUGUGGCUUCUCCUCAGCCUUGGGUGCCCUUCCAGGUUUCCUUCUCAGGGGCCAUCUGCAGCAGGUUCUCACAGGUCUAAGAACAGUCACCCGUACUUCUCCCAAGGAUGUGAGCUUUGCUGAGGCCAGGAGAGAUGGUUUGAAGGCAAUCUCAAGAGUUUGCCAGACGGUUGGCGUGAAAGCAGAGGGCCCUCCAGAUGAAGUCAUGUGCAGAGAGAACAUUUCCGAGGUUUACACUGCAUUGCUGGACUGCAUGAACGAUUAUACCACAGACAGCAGAGGGGAUGUGGGAGCCUGGGUCCGGGAAGCUGCCAUGACGAGCCUCAUGGACUUGAUACUUCUGCUGGCACGGACAGAGCCGCAGCUGAUUGAGGCCCACAUCUGUGAGCGCGUCAUGUGUUGCGUUGCCCAGCAGGCAAGCGAGAAGAUUGAUCGGUUCCGUGCCCAUGCCGCCCAGGUGUUCCUGACUCUAUUGCACUUCGACAGCCCUCCCAUUCCCCAUGUUCCCCACCGCAGAGAACUGGAAAGCCUGUUCCCCAGGUCUGACGUGGCCUCUGUGAACUGGAAUGCACCUUCCCAGGCCUUCCCUCUCAUCACCCAGCUCUUGGAACUGCCCACCUACAGAUACCAUGUGCUGCUGGGGCUGGCUGUGUCUGUUGGUGGUUUGACGGCGUCUACGGUCAGGUAUUCUACACAGAGCCUCUUUGAGUACAUGAAGAGGAUUCAGAAGGAUGCUCAACUCCUGGAGAGCUUCAGUGGGACCCUCCUGAAGGUCUUUGAGGACAAUCUCUUGAAUGACAGGGUGUCUGUAUCAUUGCUGAAAAUGCUGGACCAGCUGCUGUCCAAUGGGUGCUUCGACAUCUUUACUGCUGAGGAGAACCACCCCUUCUGUGUGAAGUUGCUCACACUUUGUAAGGAAGAAAUCAGGAAGUCAAAAGAUGUCCAGAAGCUUCGGGCGAGCAUUGCAGUGCUCUGUGGGAUGGUGCAGUUCAAUGGUGACGUGCGACAGAAGGUCCUUCUGCAGCUGUUCAUCCUCCUUGGCCACCCUUUCCCUGUGAUCCGGAAGGCCACGGCAAGCCAGCUAUACGAGAUGGUGCUCACCUAUAGCGACUUGGUGGAUGCAGGCAUGCUUGAUGAGGUCAUGUCUGUGCUCAGUGACACAGCAUGGGACGCAGAGCUUCCAGUUGUAAGAGGGCAGCGGAAUCACCUGUGUGACCUCCUUGGUGUGCCCAGACCCCAGCUGGCUACAAAGCCUGCUCCUGGAAGCUGAGCCAUUGCCUGCCUAGCUGGGAUGCCCUGCCACGAGGCUCUACAACAAGCUUUACCAUCAUGGAAACUUGGUGCCACACACCUGAGAAAGGUGGCACAUGCUGCUAGCUGGACUGGGAGGCCAUCCACAGAGAGCAGUAACUUCAUGCAUGCUGUCCUCUGGUGGCCUGGUCUGCCCGUACUUCUGCUGUCCUAACACCAUGUGCUUCCCAUUAAAUCAUGUUCCAUACAGCCCGGCCUCCAUCUCUGGGACUUAGGUGUGAAGAUCCACCGUGGGUUCCACUCCUGGUGUUUUGCUGGCUGUUAGGCACUGAGUGAUCUCUGUAGCAUGGCAGAUGCUCACACCCUGGUGGAGAGUGUGAAGUGCUGAGCACAUGCAGUGGUGGGAGCUCUCUCCUCCCUCAUGUUGAGCCAGCCACGUCCCCAGCAGUCCUAUCAUGUUCUGAGC